CACACUCUGACCGAACCGCACCUAAUCAAGCAACUGCUGUGAGUCCGCAGAAAACUCCGCAUGAGAACGAAUAGGAAUCUCCUCCAGCUUUCAUGAUAAGCCUAUCAUCCUACCAAAGAUAUUAAACGUACCACAAAAGUCGUGAUCUUCUUCCAGGGCUUCACGGACCUUCUGCUUUGGGUCUAACAGCGAGGGGUUAACGCAACGGUGAGCUGGUUCCGGCUGCGGUGCCGGUACUCGUAUAAGUACCUCAGAGAGUUUUUUAUCAAGAAGCCGCCACGCCAAGCGUUAGGAUGAUGAAAAUCAACUUAUAAAGGGUGCUUCCCUGGAGCGUUUUGAUCUUAUAUAGCCAAGCGUGUAAAUUGCUUUCUCUCACGGGACUGCGUUGAGAUAGACAAUGUACGUGGUUCCACCUCGGAUGCUUUGCGCCAUGUUGUGCUAUGUACCUACAGCACCUCAUAAUUCCUCUUCCAGAGCUACUACUUAAUGAUAUAGCCGUCACUAAUCCUUUCCAGAGUUGCUAUACUCUCCAACCCGUCAAGAUGGUUCGACUAAUUGGCAUAGUCUGCGCCCUGGUCGCAAUCGCCAAUGCAGCAAUCACCGGGAGUCCAGUUGCCAUUGAGGAGCGAGUGCGGGUAUGAGAAUGAUUCUCAGUUCCGAAAGUUUCGUUAAUUGAUCAUAUUUAGAGAACGACAAUCAACCCGCGAUCUCUCCUUACCAAACGAGAUGAUUACGACCCUUCACUUCUCUACCCCGCUUAUACCCUCUCGGUGCCAAUCGACCACUUUCACAACGAUUCGCUGUACGAACCUCACAGCUCGGAAAGCUUCGAGCUCCGCUAUUGGUUUGAUGCAACAUACUAUAAACCUGGCGGACCUGUGAUUGUCCUUCAAUCGGGAGAGACUGAUGGUGUUGGGAGGCUUCCGUUUCUUCAAAAGGGCAUCUUGCAUCAGUUGGCUGUCGCCACGAAUGGAGUUGGUGUUGUGCUAGAACAUCGAUAUUAUGGAGCCAGCAUUCCGACCCCUGAUUUCUCAACCGAAAACCUACGCUUCCUUACAACCGACCAAGCUUUGGCAGAUGAAGCUUAUUUUGCGCAGCACGUGGUUUUCAAGGGUUUAGAGCAAUACGAUCUGACUGCUCCAAACACUGCCUACAUUGGUUAUGGAGGAAGUUAUGCUGGUGCUUUUGUUGCUUUCUUAAGGAAAUUGUAUCCCGAUAUCUUCUGGGGUACUUUAUCUCACUCGUCUGCACAAACUUUUGGCUAAUAAUUGACCAGGUGUCAUUUCAUCCAGUGGUGUUACUGAGGCUAUCUAUGAUUAUUGGGCGUAUUAUGAGCCCAUCAGAGUCUACGGAGAGCCAACUUGUAUCUCACAUGUACAGAAGAUUACCAACAUGGUUGAUAAUAUCUUCCUAAAGGUCAACACUUCCGAGUCUGCGUCAGACCUUAAAUCUGCAUUUGGAUUAUCGAACAUCACACACGACAACGAUUUCGCAGUGGCGAUCUCAGGUGUGUCAUCAUGGCAAAGCCGGAAUUGGGAUCCAGAGCUCAACUCACCGGAUUUCGACGAAUUCUGCGCUGCAAUCACGUCCCCUACUGUCGAUUACAACACAACAACGGAUGAAUUUGCGGCGCAGGACCUCUUGACAAAGGGGGGUUAUGCUUCAGAAAUCAGCACCCUCCAAACUCCUCUCUUAAAUUGGAUUGGGUGGUUCACCCAGGGUUUGCUCGCCCGCUGCGAUGAUUCUCACGAUCGAUGUUUCGGAACAUACAACAGUACCUACUAUACUCAAGAUUCACUUGAUGAUGACUGGCGGGCUUGGCCUUACCAAUACUGCACGCAAUGGGGCUAUCUUCAGACUGGCUCUGGCGUCCCUGAAGACACGUUACCAUUGAUUUCCCGCUUGAGCGAUUUGGAAUAUCAUUCAAAUAUCUGUCGUCAGGCUUUCAACAUAUCCACACCAGCAAACGUCACAGCCAUCAAUAAAUACGGCGGAUUUGGAAUCUCUUACCCACGACUUGCAAUAGUGGAUGGCGAGCAAGAUCCCUGGCGACCAGCUUCUCCUCAUGCUUCUCCUUUCAAUAGCACUGCUCUAAACCGCACAAGCACUGUCAGCGAACCCUUCUUGUUGAUCGAAGGCGCUGUUCAUCACUGGGAUGAGAACGGACUUUUCCCGAACCAGACCGUUCCCGGCGUAUUACCUCCUCCUGCUGUAAGUGACACUCAGCAGUAUUUGGUGGCUUUUGUUCUGGAGUGGAUGGCGGAGUGGAGGGCUCAGAACCACCUGGAGUUGGUUAAGAAGUUUACGAUAAAUCAUGAGAUUCAGAGCGGUGUAUAGGCUUUUUGUGGAGCUUUACGAGCUCUGCCACGUCUGGGACGAAUACAAUUAGAUAAUUCAUAUUUUUUAAUUAAGUCAAUUCUUUGAGCCAAGA
Molecule: messenger RNA, 2431 nt
Organism: Hymenoscyphus albidus
Lineage: Eukaryota; Fungi; Ascomycota; Leotiomycetes; Helotiales; Helotiaceae
Source: the annotation of a GenBank genome assembly